GGGUGCCCAGGAAGGGACUUUAGACAAGCUCUCUGGAAAACAAAAACAGGGCGAAUGCGUGUCGGACACUAACUGUGUGGCAGGCCCUGGGCCUCCCCUUUCCCUAGAGCUCAGGGCACAUGGGUUGCAUCCUUGUCUGCACAGCUGGGUCCCCACUCUCCAGCCUCUCCCUGCCGGCACCGCUCCGUCUUUGGGUGAUUCGGUGACAGAUGCGACAGCAAGUCCCUGGCGGGGCAGCUCCUGCUUGAGACCCGGCCCGGAACCCCCUCCACAUGUCCAAACUUCUACUUGGCAAAAAAUAGGGUCUCCAGUUGGCCCCGGCCGCACUUGGUCUAGGACCUUGCCCCCGUGUGCCGCACGGCGCCGAACGCCGGGUUCUGACGCAAUGGUCAGUGGGGAGGCGGCCGCGGGGGUGUGGGACGAGGCCGGGACAAAAGACUUCGCCGCUCGGCGGCCCUCCAGCGCGGGAUUUGCCAGCCGAGGCCGACCGCCUCAGCCUCCGCCCGCUCAGCGCUCCUCACGGAGGCGGGCCCGCCGCGCCCAGCCUCCAGAGGGGGCGCGCCUGCGCGAGGGAGGCCGGGCCCAGGGCGCAUGCGCACUGCUCCCCGCCGCUGUAUAUUAGGCGGCAGUAUCCGCGGCCUGAGACUGCUCGCCGACAAGGGCAAGCGUUCGUGUGGACACCUCGGCCUGAGUGCCCGCCGCCGCGGCCGCCGCCUCGCAGAGUGCCCCGCGCAGGAGCUAGCACACUCCCUGGACAUGGAGACUGUUGUGCGCCGCUGCCCGUUCUUAUCUCGAGUGCCCCAGGCCUUUCUGCAGAAGGCAGGCAAAUCCCUGUUGUUCUAUGCGCAAAACUGCCCCAAGAUGAUGGAGGCUGGGGCCAAGCCAGCCCCUCGGGCCCUGUCCACUUCUGCGGGGCACUGCCAGCAGAUCAAAGAAACCCCUCCGGCCAGUGAGAAAGACAAAACUGCCCAAGCCGAGGUCCAGCAGGCUCCAGCCAGCUCCCAGCGGCCUGCAGAUGGCACACAGCUUCCGUCUGGACACCCCUCCCCAGCCUCGAGCCAGGGCGCUGGAAGCAAGUGCCCUUUCUUGGCAGCACAGAUGAGCCAGGGGGGCAGCAGUGUCGUCCGCAAAGCCAGCCUGGAGCUUCAGGAGGACGUGCAGGAAAUACAUGCCGUGAGGAAAGAGGCUGCCCAAAGCUCAGUGAACGCGAGUGUGAUUAGCGUGAAGACUGACGGAGAGGACCCCAGUGGACUGCUGAAGAACUUCCAGGAUAUUAUGCGAAAGCAAAGACCGGAAAAAGUGUCUCACCUUCUUCAAGAUAACUUGCCAAAAUCUGUUUCCACUUUUCAGUAUGAUCGUUUCUUUGAGAAGAAAAUUGAUGAGAAAAAGAAUGACCACACCUACCGAGUUUUUAAAACCGUGAACCGGAGGGCACACAUCUUCCCCAUGGCAGAUGACUAUUCGGACUCUCUCAUCACCAAAAAGCAGGUGUCGGUCUGGUGCAGUAACGACUACCUAGGCAUGAGUCGGCACCCACGGGUGUGUGCGGCAGUUAUGGACACUUUAAAACAACACGGUGCUGGGGCAGGUGGCACGAGGAAUAUUUCUGGAACUAGUAAAUUCCACGUUGAUCUUGAGCGGGAGCUGGCUGACCUGCAUGGGAAAGAUGCGGCCCUCUUGUUUUCUUCGUGUUUUGUGGCCAACGACUCAACCCUGUUCACCCUGGCUAAGAUGAUGCCAGGCUGUGAGAUCUACUCCGAUUCUGGGAACCAUGCCUCCAUGAUCCAGGGCAUCCGCAACAGCCGAGUGCCAAAGUACAUCUUCCGCCACAACGACGCCGGCCACCUCAGGGAGCUGCUGCGGCGGGCCGACCCCGCGCUCCCCAAGAUCGUGGCAUUUGAAACCGUGCACUCGAUGGACGGAGCGGUGUGCCCCCUGGAAGAACUGUGUGAUGUGGCCCAUGAGUUUGGAGCAAUCACCUUCGUGGAUGAGGUCCACGCAGUGGGGCUGUAUGGGGCUCGAGGUGGAGGAAUUGGUGAUCGGGACGGAGUCAUGCCAAAAAUGGACAUCAUUUCCGGAACUCUUGGCAAAGCCUUCGGCUGUGUGGGAGGGUACAUCGCCAGCACAAGCUCACUGAUUGACACCGUGAGGUCCUACGCGGCUGGCUUCAUCUUCACUACGUCCCUGCCACCCAUGCUGCUGGCUGGAGCCCUGGAGUCUGUGCGGAUCUUGAAGAGCGCCGAGGGGCGGGCGCUGCGCCGCCAGCACCAGCGCAACGUCAAGCUCAUGAGGCAGAUGCUGAUGGAUGCUGGCCUCCCGGUGGUGCACUGCCCGAGUCACAUCAUCCCUGUGCGGGUCGCAGAUGCCGCCAAAAACACAGCAGUCUGUGACGAGCUGAUGAGCCGGCACAACAUCUAUGUCCAAGCCAUCAACUACCCCACGGUGCCGCGGGGGGAGGAGCUCCUGCGCAUCGCGCCCACCCCUCACCACACGCCACAGAUGAUGAGCUACUUCCUCGAGAAUCUGCUGGCCACGUGGAAGCAGGUGGGGCUGGACCUGAAGCCGCAUUCCUCUGCAGAGUGUAACUUCUGCAGGAGGCCACUGCAUUUCGAAGUGAUGAGCGAGAGAGAGAAAUCCUACUUCUCAGGCAUGAGCAAGCUGGUGUCUGCUCAGGCCUGAGCGUGACCUCAAGUACCGCACCUGACCCCCAGCCAUCGUCCUACCAGCUAAUCACCACAGUUGUCUUUAUAAAUGAAGUAAAUUAAUUAAACUUUAAUCUAGAAUACAAACAGUCCUGAAAAUAAAUUCUUGAUUAAGUG
This is a messenger RNA of Oryctolagus cuniculus (rabbit), 2819 nucleotides long. RefSeq names its product 5'-aminolevulinate synthase 1 (gene ALAS1). The record is from RefSeq and is a predicted model, not a curated record. NCBI's taxonomy places the organism in Eukaryota, Metazoa, Chordata, Mammalia, Lagomorpha, Leporidae. Gene Ontology annotation, cellular component: mitochondrion; mitochondrial matrix. Gene Ontology annotation, biological process: heme biosynthetic process; hemoglobin biosynthetic process; erythrocyte development. Gene Ontology annotation, molecular function: pyridoxal phosphate binding; 5-aminolevulinate synthase activity.